AUAUUGUCUGCUGGAGCUACCGCUGAAGCUGUCGCCGCCGCCGCCGCCGCCGCCGAGUCCCAGCGAGCGGAGCCGCGAUGGAGACCAUGGCGAGCCCAGGAAAAGACAAUUAUCGAAUGAAGAGCUAUAAGAACAAUGCCCUAAAUCCUGAGGAAAUGAGGCGAAGAAGAGAGGAAGAGGGUAUACAGCUCCGGAAGCAGAAGCGGGAACAACAACUUUUUAAACGGAGAAAUGUGGAGCUGAUUAAUGAAGAAGCUGCAAUGUUUGAUAGUCUGCUGAUGGACUCCUAUGUGAGCUCUACAACUGGGGAGAGUGUGAUCACAAGAGAAAUGGUGGAGAUGCUCUUCUCUGAUGAUUCUGACAUGCAGUUAGCAACCACACAAAAAUUCCGCAAACUUCUCUCCAAAGAGCCAAGUCCUCCAAUAGAUGAAGUUAUCAAUACUCCAGGAGUAGUUGAUCGGUUUGUGGAGUUUCUGAAGAGGAAUGAGAAUUGUACAUUACAGUUUGAAGCUGCCUGGGCUCUAACAAACAUUGCCUCUGGAACCUCUCAGCAGACCAAAAUUGUCAUUGAAGCAGGGGCUGUCCCCAUUUUUAUAGAGCUGCUUAACUCAGACUUUGAAGAUGUACAGGAACAGGCAGUCUGGGCUCUGGGAAACAUAGCUGGAGACAGUUCCGUUUGCCGAGAUUACGUCUUGAAUUGUUCCAUCCUUAAUCCUUUAUUAACACUUCUUACCAAGUCCACACGACUGACGAUGACACGAAAUGCAGUCUGGGCUCUGUCAAAUCUCUGCAGAGGGAAGAACCCACCCCCAGAGUUUGCAAAGGUCUCCCCUUGUUUGCCAGUAUUGUCUCGCUUACUCUUCAGCAGUGACUCUGACUUGUUGGCAGAUGCUUGCUGGGCCCUCUCUUACCUAUCUGAUGGCCCCAAUGAGAAGAUCCAGGCAGUGAUAGACUCCGGAGUCUGCCGGAGAUUGGUCGAGCUUCUGAUGCAUAAUGAUUACAAAGUGGCUUCUCCUGCUCUGAGAGCUGUGGGUAACAUUGUCACUGGGGAUGACAUCCAGACCCAGGUUAUUCUUAACUGUUCAGCCCUCCCUUGCCUUCUGCACUUGCUGAGCAGCUCUAAGGAGUCAAUUCGGAAGGAAGCUUGCUGGACCAUUUCAAACAUCACUGCUGGCAACAGGGCUCAGAUACAGGCUGUCAUAGAUGCAAAUAUCUUCCCUGUGUUGAUUGAAAUCCUUCAAAAAGCAGAGUUCAGAACAAGAAAAGAGGCAGCUUGGGCCAUUACCAAUGCCACAUCAGGAGGAACCCCAGAGCAAAUCAGGUACCUCGUAUCAUUGGGGUGCAUCAAACCCUUGUGUGAUUUGCUGACAGUAAUGGAUUCAAAGAUUGUGCAAGUGGCCCUCAAUGGACUCGAGAACAUCCUAAGGCUUGGUGAACAAGAGGGCAAGCGUAGUGGCUCCGGGGUCAAUCCCUACUGUGGCCUCAUCGAGGAAGCCUAUGGUUUGGAUAAAAUUGAAUUUCUCCAGAGCCAUGAGAACCAGGAGAUCUACCAGAAAGCCUUUGACCUCAUUGAGCACUAUUUUGGUGUAGAAGACGAUGAUAGUAGCCUGGCUCCCCAGGUGGAUGAAACACAACAGCAGUUCAUCUUCCAGCAGCCUGAGGCGCCCAUGGAGGGCUUCCAGCUAUAAUAUCUGCCUCCGGGGAGGGGAAGGGAUGGGAUGAACCACCAACCAGCAGAAGAGCAGCCCUCUGAUGGGCGGGAAAACAGCUUCCCCACCAUCAGUCACAUAUACCUGCUGCCCUGGAGACUGUGCUCUUGACCUGCUCCACCCCCUUCCCUGGAGGGAGCACCCUCUGGACAGACACAACCAUCUGAGGCUCACAUUUGGGUUUUGUGACAAGAAGGGGAUGUGUUGGGUUUUCUUCCUUACACUAUGUUUUGGCUGCACACUUCUUUAUAACCCAGGAGCCCAGGGAUAGACAAAGGAGGACUGAGGUAAUCAAUUUGCACCUUUUUGAAUUUUUAUUUUUUUCCUUUUUUUCUUCAGUGGUGACUUCUUCCCUUUUAUCUUCCUUUCUCCUUCCCAGUCCUCUGCCCUGAUUUGUAUAACUCUUACCUUGGGUACUUGAGCAGAUGGAAUAUCCCAGAGGGGGGAGGGGGGAAGGGAGGGAAAAGUCCAAAACAAAGUGUUCUUGCUCUGACAGAAUACUAAUCUUGUAUACGUGGA
Messenger RNA from Dipodomys ordii (Ord's kangaroo rat), 2228 nucleotides. RefSeq names its product karyopherin alpha 6 (importin alpha 7) (gene Kpna6). The record is from RefSeq and is a predicted model, not a curated record. The transcript has 14 exons. Gene Ontology annotation, cellular component: nucleus; cytoplasm; nucleoplasm. Gene Ontology annotation, biological process: NLS-bearing protein import into nucleus. NCBI's taxonomy places the organism in Eukaryota, Metazoa, Chordata, Mammalia, Rodentia, Heteromyidae. Gene Ontology annotation, molecular function: nuclear import signal receptor activity; protein binding. Bases 78 to 1688 code for a protein of 536 amino acids.